Molecule: messenger RNA, 2061 nt
Organism: Harmonia axyridis
Lineage: Eukaryota; Metazoa; Arthropoda; Insecta; Coleoptera; Coccinellidae
Product: trypsin-like
Exons: 6
Coding region: 271-1653 (460 amino acids)
Biological process (GO): proteolysis
Molecular function (GO): serine-type endopeptidase activity
Source: RefSeq, a predicted model, not a curated record
CAAAAGGUACGUUAAACAAGCUCCCGAGCACAAUAGAUGGAUAGCAUCUCGAUGCUGCAGCACGUUCAUUCAUCUCGAUGUUCAGUAUCCACACGGUUUUCCUCUGCACAACUACUGCUGAUUCGAAAUACCUCAGCGCUCAACGAAAGUGCGAAAUGAAUACCUGAAAUCGAACGCAUUCUGCAGUAGUCAAAUAUUUGAUAACCGAUAAGAGCUAAUCAAAUCACCAUUAAAAUACAUACGUUUGUUGUGUUAGUUCGAUUCAUUGAAAUGUAUAGCUUCAAAUUCCUUUUCGUGAGCCUAUCCUGUAUUAUCACCACAAAUAGCCAAUUCCAAAAAGUUCACAGCGAAGCCCUUACCGAUAAACUCGUUUCUACGAAAGAAAUGGUCAACUCAACAACGCCGUCAUAUGAACUACAGGAAUAUUCAAAUAGUACUGAUAUAAAAUGGUCUGAGUGGUCGACUUGGUCCAAAUGCCGAAAAUGUGUUCAGAAACGAAUGAAGAUUUGUUUGCAACCUUCCUGUGAUUUCACUAAAGUAUAUCAGGAGAGACAGUGUAAAAAGAAAAAAUGCAUGCGUAAGAAGAAGAGAAGAAAAGACGAUUUUCAUGUGGUGUUACGAGAGAAGAAAAUGUCUCCCAAGACUGUGGAUCCAUCGGUUUGGGGUUCAUGGUCAGAAUGGUCAACGUGUAAUCAUAAUUGUAGAACUUAUAGAAAAAGAUACUGCAGAAAAAGAGGACGAUGCAAGAAGAGGAGACAAGUUCAAAAUGCCUAUUGUUAUCGUGGUCAAACAGAGUGUGAAAUUUACGUUUACAAUUUGAUGCAAGCCGAAGAGCAAGCAUCAGAUGGCAAACUGUAUACUCUUCAAGACAAGACUGUUCGCAAAAGACGAUUGAUGAGCAGUGAAUCAAAUUGCGGUCUGCAAUACAAAAAGACUUUCAUGCUGAAAAUUAUAGGAGGAAGUGAAUCUCCAAGAUAUAAAUGGCCAUGGCAUGUAGCACUCAUCAAUCAAUAUGGUGAAGUCUUUUGCGGCGGCACUCUUAUAGCAUCUGAAUGGGUCUUAACAGCGAGUCACUGUAUUCGCAACUUUCUCAUAGUCCGCCUUAACGAACACGAUCUCACUUUCACCGAAGGAAGAGAACUAGAAAUGUUCGUCUCUAAGUCCUAUCAACAUCCCGAAUUUAAUCAAAGAACUGUUAAUGGUGAUAUAGCGCUACUACAACUCCCCUUUUCCGUCAAAACACCAAUAGCUUGUUUGCCUAGCAGAAGACCGAGGCCUAGGGAGCUCUGCUCAGUUAUGGGUUGGGGUAAAACGAGAUCUUCGGCAACACGUGGUGUGACGAGGCUUAGGGAAUCGAAGAUUCCGAUAGUCAACAAAGAAAUCUGUAAAUGGGCCUACAAGGAGUUAAGUAUAACAGAAAAUAUGCUUUGUGCUGGGUGGCGUUCUGGAAAAUCCGAUACUUGUGCGGGGGACAGUGGCGGAGGUCUACUGUGUACACGACAUACAAGCAAUACAGAAGAAACCUACGAGAUUCAAGGAAUUACCAGCUUUGGUAAAGGAUGUGGCAGAAGAAAUAAGUAUGGAAUAUACACUUUGGUGUACAAUUAUCUUGAUUGGAUCGAGUAUAUAAUGGCCAGAUACAGUACGACGUGAUAUUCGCUUUUUUAUGAAUCAAUUCUGCAAAUAAUUGGUAGUUCAUCACAAAUUUCUAGCACCAAAUUUGCUACUAUGUUAUACUCAAUUCAGAACUAGCACUAUAGUUCGAUUUCUAUGACAUUUUGACUAAGAGCUUCCAUAAAAGAUGAAGAAAUAUUCAUAUCCUUGAAUAAGCUGGUAUAAUUGACUAGAGGUAAAAGAGAGACCUUAAACCUUUUUCAUAUUCAUUAUUUCUGACAUUCAUGAACUUUAGUUAGUAAUUUGUAUAUAUUCAAUAUAGGUAUUAAAAUGAACAUAAAAUGAAGUAAUUGUAAAUAUAACAUAUAAGGACAUUGCACUUCUCUUUUGAAUAAAUGAACGUAAUCCAAAAUUAGUAUUUGAAUGAAUAAUAAGAAAUAACAAAUA